Molecule: messenger RNA, 1907 nt
Organism: Manis pentadactyla (Chinese pangolin)
Lineage: Eukaryota; Metazoa; Chordata; Mammalia; Pholidota; Manidae
Gene: UCN
Product: urocortin
Exons: 2
Coding region: 1369-1749 (126 amino acids)
Biological process (GO): negative regulation of feeding behavior
Cellular component (GO): extracellular region
Molecular function (GO): hormone activity
Source: RefSeq, a predicted model, not a curated record
AAAUGUCUAGAGCUGGAAAGUCUAGAGACCACCAAGCCAAACCUUUUACAGAAGACUCUGAUGUCCACAGAAGUGAGGUGACUGUCCACACCACAGGGAGUGGCAGAGUAGAAACCUGAGCCCAAGUGCUAUAGAUUAAAUGUUGCUCUCUGGUGAGAUACCCCACCCCCUCAGUUCAUGUUGAAAAUGUAAUGCCUAAGGUGAUGGCAUUAGGAAGUGGGGACUUUGGGAGAUGAUUAGGUCAUGAGGGCAGAGCCCUCGUGGGAUUGGUACCUUUGUAAAAGAGGUGCCAGGGAGAUCCCUCACCCUAUCCACCAGGUGAGGGCAUAGUGAGAAGGCGCCAACUAUGAAAGUUAGAGGGCAGGGGGAAGGGGUUGUCUCACUAGAUACCAAAUCUACAGGUGCCAUCAUCUUGGACUUUCCAGCCUCUAGAACUGAUAAAUGUUUGUUUAUAAGCCACCCAGUUUAUGGUGUAUUUGUUGCAGCAGCUCUAACAGACUAAGACACCAAGUUUCCUUACUCCCCGGUGAUCAUCUGGAGGUCAAAGGUACUGCUUCUGUGGUUCCCAGGAGAAAAGUUAAUUUGGCUAAAAUACCAGUUUGGGGCAAAUUUAGAAGCAGAUGAACCAGCCUUUUGUGGUCUGAAAGCACCCUGAGGCCAGAGGCCCUAGUUCUUAGGAUGCCCUGAAUUUAGAUUAUGGGGUUGGAAGAUGAACCUGGGCCCAUCUGGGCUGCAUCCACUGCCUCUGGGUGGGUUCCACAGUGGUAGCUGAUGCCUUCAUUGCCUUAGUUUGUGGAAUGGAUAGCUGGGGCCAGGGACUGGGUCUGAGCAGCAGAGCAUUUUUCCAGUGCCUCUGCCCCUUCUAGAGGCAUAGGACAGGGUCACUGCCAUGGACGGCCCCAUGCUCCAGCUCUCUUUCCUGUGCUAGAAAAGACUGGUCACUCAGACUAGUCUGGUCUAGGGACCGGCCCUAGUCACUGCUGGCUGUUCCAAGCAGGCAAAGGACUCUGGUGGCUCCCAGUUCAGUCUUCACACCCCAGCCAGGUUCUUGCUCUCUCCUCGCUCUCGAGUCUGACUCUGGUGCUACUUCCAGCCUACCUCGAGAGAGGCAAAGCCUAGACUAGAGUCCUGAGGCAUGCUCCUUGGGGUCUUGCAACUGGCGGGACGCGAAGCCGUCAUUGCUUCUACAAUCAGUGCAUGUUCCUCGCUGACGUCAGUCAGAGCUGUCCCGGAGCUAUAUAAGGCUGGCGGCGGUCCCGGGACAGACCCCGUGUUCCCCAAGGCGCCCUCAGCACGCCCCGAGGGACAGAGACUAGAGCUCCAUCCUGCACGGUGCAGACGCUCUCCGGCACCCUGGCCGGUGGCACCAUGAAGCAGGCGGGACGCGCGGCGCUGCUGAUGGCGCUGCUGCUCCUGGCGGCGCUGCGCCCGGGGAGCAGCCAGUGGAGACCGGGGGCGGCGGCGGCCCGGGUGCAGGACCCGAGUCUGCGCUGGAGUCCCGGGGUGAGGAACCAGGGAGGCGGCGCUCGCGCGCUCCUCUUGCUGCUGGCAGAGCGCUUCCCGCACCGCGCGGGGCUCGACCGAUGGGGAGCCCGGACUGCUGGCGAGCGGCCGCGACGGGACGACCCCCCGCUGUCCAUAGACCUCACCUUCCACCUGCUGCGGACCCUGUUGGAGCUGGCGCGGACGCAGAGCCAGCGGGAGCGCGCCGAGCAGAACCGUAUCAUAUUCGACUCAGUGGGCAAGUGAUCCGCGGGGUCUGCGGCACGAAAUCCUCGACCCGCAUCCCCUACCCCUGGGGCGGGACGUGCGCGAGUGGAACUGACCCAGUCCCGGGGCUAGAGAGUCCCAGGGAUACCCUGACCGGUCUCUGCGUUACUAGUUUUUAAUAAAAGUGCUGAAGAGCC